This is a messenger RNA of Callorhinus ursinus (northern fur seal), 3573 nucleotides long. RefSeq names its product glycerophosphodiester phosphodiesterase domain containing 5 (gene GDPD5). Lineage: Eukaryota; Metazoa; Chordata; Mammalia; Carnivora; Otariidae. Gene Ontology annotation, cellular component: plasma membrane. The record is from RefSeq and is a predicted model, not a curated record. Gene Ontology annotation, biological process: lipid metabolic process; positive regulation of neuron differentiation. Gene Ontology annotation, molecular function: glycerophosphodiester phosphodiesterase activity.
GUGGGCCGCAGGGAUGACAGCAGCGGGGGUGGCAGCGGCUGCCGCGCGGGGCUGAGCGAGCCGCGAGCGAGCCGCGGGGAAGAGGAGGAAGUGGAGCCGCGGCCCGGAGCUCCGGAGUCAGCCGCCGCGCCGAAGUCCGCCCCAUUUUGCAGAGCGAGCCGAGUCCGGACCUGGGAAGACUUCCCCGCCGGGCUCCGGCCGCCGCGGCUGCGAGCGUCCCUGCCUGCGCCUUGCCCUGCCCCGCCUGUCCCAGCCAGGGGUUCUGCGCCGGGACGCUCCCAGCCCCGCGAUCCCGGGCGUUGUGGCGGGGACGCCCUGAGCCCCCGACCCAAUCGGGGCGGGACGCUCCUGGCCCACCAUACGGGUCCAUGGUUGCGGGCUUGGUCCCAGCCUUUCUAUAGUGUGUGUCGGAGCCCUCCGCCUGAGACCCAGCUUAAGGCAGGUGCCCAGCAGCCCCCCGACUGAGUGCAAAGGAGCGCAGAAGCCCCCAGGCUCGGGCUCCCGAGACCUGAAGCUUCAGCUGCCUUCGCCGGGUGUUUCGGACUUGGGACCGUGCGAACGCCCAGGAAGCCCCGGCCCGGGUCCAGCGCCCCGUGAGGAGUCCCAGGCGGGCUGGGCAGUCGGACUGAGCCGGACCGAGCUGGUGCUGCGAGCCGAAGCUGCCACCUUUUCUGCCGCCUCAGGCGAGGGGCUCAGCGCUUGCCCCGAAGAAGGGAGCACAGGGCUCCCCCCCUGGCCCGGCGGCCGGCCAGAGCCGAGGGCUGCAGCUUUCCCAGGGAAGUGACAUCACCACCUCCGUGGACAGGACAUCCUCAGGAGCCCCGCUCACAGCCACUGAUACCUUCUUCCAGGAUCGGCCGGAGGCCUCCAUGGGCGCCUGAGGGCCGGGCACCCGGCGGCAGGUGAGAGCAUGGUGAGACACCAGCCGCUGCAGUACUAUGAGCCCCAGCUGUGCCUCUCCUGCCUCACGGGCAUCUACGGCUGCCGCUGGAAGCGCUACCAGCGGUCCCACGAUGACACCACGCCGUGGGAACGCCUCUGGUUCUUGCUGCUCACCUUCACCUUCGGCCUCACGCUCACCUGGCUCUAUUUCUGGUGGGAAGUCCGCAACGACUAUGAUGAAUUCAACUGGUACCUCUACAACCGCAUGGGCUACUGGAGUGACUGGUCUGUGCCCAUCUUCGUGACCACUGCCGCUGCCUCCACCUACAUCACGGGCCUCCUGGUCCUGGCACUAUGUCACAUUGCCGUGGGCCAGCAGAUGAACCUGCACUGGCUGCACAAGAUAGGGCUGGUGGUCAUCCUCGUGUCCACGGUGGUGGCCAUGUCAGCCGUGGCCCAGCUGUGGGAGGACGAGUGGGAGGUGCUGCUCAUCUCCUUGCAGGGCACAGCGCCAUUCCUGCACGUGGGGGCCCUGGCCGCCAUCACUGCGCUCUCCUGGAUCGUGGCGGGACAGUUCGCCCGGGCAGAACGAUCCUCCUCCCAGAUGGCCAUUCUCUUUACCUUCUUCACCGUGGUGUUUGCCUUCUACCUGGUGCCUCUCACCAUCUCCUCUCCCUGCAUCAUGGAGAAGAAGGAUCUGGGCCCCAAGCCAGCCCUCAUCGGCCACCGCGGCGCCCCCAUGCUGGCCCCAGAGCACACGCUGAUGUCCUUCCAGAAGGCCCUGGAACAGAAGCUGUAUGGGUUACAGGCUGAUGUCACCAUCAGCCUGGAUGGCGUGCCCUUCCUCAUGCAUGACAACACCCUGCGGCGAACCACUAACGUGGCGGAGGAAUUCCCGGAGUUCGCCCGCAGGCCCGCCUCCAUGCUGAACUGGACCAUCCUGCAGAGGCUCAAUGCUGGCCAGUGGUUCCUGAAGACGGAUCCCUUCUGGACGGCCAGCUCCCUGUCGCCCUCUGACCACAGGGAGGCGCAGAACCAGUCCAUCUGCAGCUUGGCAGAGCUCCUGGAGUUGGCCAAGGGCAACGCCACACUGCUGCUCAACCUGCGUGACCCGCCUCGGGAGCACCCGUACCGUGGCAGCUUCCUCAACGUCACGCUGGAGGCCCUGCUGCGCUCCGGCUUCCCCCAACACCAGGUCAUGUGGCUGCCCAACCGGCAGAGGCCCUUCGUGCGGAAGGUGGCUCCUGGCUUCCAGCAGACGUCGGGCUCCAAGGAGGCGGCCACCAGCCUGCGGAGAGGCCACAUCCAGAGGCUGAACCUGCGCUACACUCAGGUGUCCCGCCAGGAGCUCAGGGACUAUGCGUCCUGGAACCUGAGUGUGAACCUCUACACGGUCAACGCGCCGUGGCUGUUCUCCCUGCUGUGGUGCGCGGGGGUCCCCUCUGUCACCUCCGACAACUCCCACACCCUGUCCCAGGUGCCUUCCCCCCUCUGGAUCAUGCCCCCAGACGAGUACUGUCUCAUGUGGGUCACCGCGGACCUGAUCUCCUUCAUGCUCAUCAUUGGCAUCUUCGUGCUCCAGAAGUGGCGCCUGGGUGGCAUACGGAGCUACAACCCCGAGCAGAUCAUGCUGAGUGCUGCGGUGCGCCGGACCAGCCGGGAUGUCAGCAUCAUGAAGGAGAAGCUCAUCUUCUCAGAGAUCAGCGAUGGCAUGGAGGUCUCCGAUGAGCUCUCUGUAUGCUCAGACAACAGUUAUGACACGUACGCCAACAAUGCUCCCACCCCUAUGGAUAACCGCAGGAGCGGCAGCCGCACCAAGACGCUCACGGACCGCAGUGGGCGUUAGCCGAAGACCUGUCUGUCCCAGCCUGUACCUACUGUGGAGACCAGGGAACCCAAGAGAGCUGGCAGAAGCAUGUCUGGCCUGGGAGUGCUCUGGGAGCUGGCUCCAUGGCCUCCUCGUUGGCUCCAGCCCUCUGUCAGCCAUGGCCUCCCUUGGAGGGGGUUCCCCUCUCUCCUGAGGCCCACUUGGGUCAGGACUCCAGCCUCACAGAUGCCCCUGCAGGCCUGGGGCUCCUUCUGGAAAGUUUGGAGCCUGGGGCCUGGUCCUCCCCUGGAGGCCUUCCCUUAUAUCCUGAUCUGGAAGCUCUGAUGAGUCACUGGGCUAUGCCAUGCCCCCUGUGGCAGUUGAGAAUGUGGAUGUCCACCUGUCCGUCCUCCUGUCUAUCCUCAGAGGCAACCGACUCCUGCAUGUCUCCUGCCUCAAGGGCCUGGACUGGGCCUCUGUUCAUGUCAGUCUCAAAAGCACAAGGAUUUUCAGCCCAGGAGGAAAGCCUGCUGCAGUGGUGGAGACACUCCUCCCCGACCGGCCUCCUACCACCACUGGCCCUGCCCCAGGAGAGGGACCGAGCCACGUCCCCAGGAGCAGCUGGAGACGGCCAGAAGAGUAGGCUUAAGGCUGCUUUUACCCCUUACCUAAGUGUCCAGCAGGCCUCUAGGGCAGAGUGGCUCAGAGGCCCAGGAGAUCCACAGACUGACACAACCUCAGGUUUCCACAUCUGUGGCCACAGGGCAGUGGCCACGUGGGAAAGAGUGUUCUAGGCAUGGCCAAGGGUGGGCAUAUGGCCAAGGAAGCCUACAGCAGGGCGAACCUGAGGGCCUUGGUCAAUAUGAUUAAAGCUGCCAUCUUGA